GUUCAAACAGCCGUGUAUCCUAAGUAAGUAGAUCGGAUCGGUUCACUAAUCUUCUAAUCUUCUAUGAGUGAUUGAUUCUCGUGAGACCAUUUUCCAAUCUGACCAACAUCAAAAUAGAUACCUUAUUAGCCUCUCCAAGUAAACAUCGUACAGUGGAAAGAACCAAUCUCUCUUAUCCCAUCCGGAGUCCAACACAGUCCUGUCAACCCAGUUCCGUCUUAUAGUCGACUUCCAAAUUUUUGUCAUCCCCUUCAAUUCCCCUCUAGUAAGCUAAUCAACUGGCGAUAUUUGGCUUCAGCCAUGCCUUAUUCUCUGAAAGGUCGUAAUGUUCUAGUGACCGGCGGCGGAAGGGGCUUGGGCGCAGUCAUCGUCGACAAGUUCGCAGCCGAAGGAGCCAAUGUGGCUGUCAAUUAUGUCGCGAGCAAAGACAAAGCCGUCGAGGUCGCCGAGAAAGUCGCAAAAGACUAUGGCGUCAAGGCUAUUGUCCUUCAAGCUGAUAUUGGUGUCAUUGCAGAUUGCCAACAGGUCGUCAAGGAAACCAUCGAACAGCUGGGGGGGAUCGAUAUCAUCGUCAACAAUGCUGGCUGGACUCGCUUUUCCAAUUUUGGCGACCUCAAUGACUUGUCGCACGAUGAAUGGCAAAAGUGUUGGUCAACCAAUGUUAUGUCACAACUCGUCUUGAUGCAGUCUGCUCUCCCAACAUUCAAUGCCAAUCCUGACGGUGGGGUGUUUCUUAUCUCCUCGUCUAUUGCAGGAAUCAGUCUCGGCGGAAGUAGCAUGGGCUACAGCGUCACCAAAGCUGCUGGACUCCACCUCAUGAAAUGUCUUGCUGCUACACAGGGCCCUAAAGUCCGCGUCAAUGCUGUGCUGCCUGGCUUGCUCUUGACCGAAUGGGGCUUGAAAUACUCUGAAGAGAGGAUUGAGGCCAUUAAAAACAUGGCAGCGUUGAAACACGAGACAUUUCUCGACGAUUGUGCAGAUGCUUUUAUUUCUCUAGCCAAGAACUCAUCUCAGACCGGAGUGUCGACUGUUGUCGAUGCUGGUGUGGCUAUCCGAUAGAUGUCGCUUCCACGUUCGCGUCCACCUGAGUGCUUGCCGGAUCCGCAAAUGUGUACAAGAUGUGAGCAUCGACUUUGGCGGCCAUGACAAAGAAAUUCGAUCCAGCUGCUGCACGGGCCGCUGGAGCUUUUGACUUGCCCGCGACAGUCAGGUUAGGGAUGCAUAAUGUACGGAUGCGGGUCGGUUUCUCUGACAUGACAUUGACGAAAAGGGGGUUCUGGCAAUUCAAGACAUUGUGGUUUCGGUGGACAAUUGAGUAGGGAAGCCCGAUAGGGAUGGACGAUACCAACUUCCGUAUAUCUAGGGGAAUCUCAUGCUCCGUGGCAUCUCUUAAAUCGAACAAUUUCAGCGUAUGCUGUUGGCCAUCAAUCGAC
Messenger RNA from Exophiala mesophila, 1433 nucleotides. RefSeq lists its product as uncharacterized. Gene Ontology annotation, molecular function: oxidoreductase activity. The coding region runs from base 301 to 1059 and encodes 252 amino acids. The record is from RefSeq and is a predicted model, not a curated record. The transcript is spliced from 8 exons. NCBI's taxonomy places the organism in Eukaryota, Fungi, Ascomycota, Eurotiomycetes, Chaetothyriales, Herpotrichiellaceae.